This is a messenger RNA of Zerene cesonia (dogface butterfly), 1240 nucleotides long. It is a transcript of the gene CAH9, whose product is annotated as carbonic anhydrase 7. The record is from RefSeq and is a predicted model, not a curated record. The transcript is spliced from 5 exons. NCBI's taxonomy places the organism in Eukaryota, Metazoa, Arthropoda, Insecta, Lepidoptera, Pieridae. Bases 70 to 1029 code for a protein of 319 amino acids. Gene Ontology annotation, molecular function: zinc ion binding; carbonate dehydratase activity. Gene Ontology annotation, cellular component: cytoplasm.
AAACCGCAGUCUGCAAGAAAGGAAGCAUCAAGUGACCAUCCAAUCAAUCAAUUAAUUAAGUAAUUCACAAUGAAUUCUAUUGUUUCAUCUCUUAUCGCUGUAUUGGCACUUCAGGUGUCCUUGGUCCUUGGUUGGGGUUACCGUGCUUCUGAUCAAAGGCGUUGGGCGGUACUACAUCCAGCAUGCGGCGGUCGUCAACAGUCUCCAAUUGCUAUUUCUGCUCGCCAAGCUAUACCCAUUUCUAUACCCGCCAUGGAACUGAUUGGGUAUCAGAAUCCACUCCCGGGACCAUUGACUAUAACUAAUAAUGGACAUUCUGUUGCACUAAGCAUCCCUAAAUAUUCAUCCGAAGAAGAAAAGAAAGGAUUCCGUCUACCAUAUAUUUUCGGCGGUCCUCUCGAUAAUGAGUAUGAGAUUGAAGGUCUGCACUUCCACUGGGGUGAUAAGAACAACCGUGGUUCAGAACACACUCUAAACGACAUGCGUCUGCCUCUUGAAAUGCAUAUCAUCCACAGAAACAAGAAAUACAGGAGUCUUGCUGAAGCUCUCCAACACCCUGAUGGUCUCUGCGUUCUUGCUUUCUUCUAUCAGGUCGUCGAAUUCGAAGCCAAGCUCCUCACUCCCAUCGUCAAGAACCUGUCUACAAUUGAGAAUUACAACACCAGUAUGCAACUUCCUCACACCUUCUCCUUGUCUUCCAUCCUCUCCGGACUUGACACCGAACGUUUCUACACAUACAAGGGCUCCCUCACCACCCCGCCUUGCGCUGAAGCCGUCACAUGGGUCGUUUUCUCUGACUACCUUCCAAUCUCUGUCUUCCAGAUGGACAACUUCCGUGGUCUUCUCUCCAACCUCAACUUGCCUCUUGUUGACAACUUCAGGCAGCUCCAGCCACUCUUCGGUCGUCGUAUCUUCGUAAGAAUUACUUCUAAGAAUCCCAAGUUCAAGAAAACCAAGCUCCACUACUCCAAAUGGGACUGGGUUGGCCAUAAGAAAGCCGAAAAUGACGUUAACGAAUUCGAUGACUAAACAUUUUGAAUAUCCAAAUUUCGAAUUAAAUUAACCAAUCACCGCUCCUCGUUCUUUACGGGUACUAACGAUUCUAACUAACGAUUUAUAAUUUUGUUAAGUGAUUAAUAUGGUUGUGUGCACUGUAUCAUAUUGUAUAUUUGUGCAAUCAGUAUUAUUAUAAGUUAAUGUAAAUAAAUAUAUAAAUAAAUAAUUUAUUUUUAUUUCAAUU